AUGACGUCAUCAAAAAAGAAUGUGAAUUUCAGUGUGGGUUCGACAUUGCUAACACCAUGUGGCCUGGAUGAUGAGAGCGAUGGAUUUACGACUUGUGAUCCUUCCUUUGCAGCUACAGCGAUAAAUGAAUCCGAAUUGGGGAUCAGUGAAGACACUUCUUCAAUGCUCUGUCUAUCUUCUGAUGAAGUAGACAGACUGAAAGUUUCUAACAACAACCCGACGAGUGACUUCUUUUUAGAAUCUACAAUUUCUGAUAAAAUCAAUGAAAAUGAUUAUGGUGCAGGUAGCAUUUUUGCACCAAACAGCACACUGUUAGGUGAUGAGAUAGACUCGGUGAAAACCGAGGAAAAUUUCACCAGUGGUCUGAAUCCUGGCAAACAACUGGAGAAGGAAACAGAAAAACCAAAAUGUGAGCCACUUCCGAAAGUUGCCUCCAAAAUCAGUGAGAUUCUCCAAAAGAGACCAUUGAUGGCACCAACAGCAGGAAAACGAUUAUAUCCACAAUCUCUUCCAUUACCUGAGCCAAUCCAAGUGAACCAUAUAAUUGUGAUUCAACCAGGAUCUCAAUACCUUCGUAUUGGACGAGCAUCUGAUCCUUUUCCUGUUGUUAUCCCUCACUGUAUUGCUCGUCGGCACAAGACACCUGGAUUUUCUGCUGCUAUCAUUCACCAGGAGUCAGUCUGUGCAACAUUUGGAGCAGGAGUUAGCAGUGCUUGUGUAGUGGAUGUCGGAGACCAGAAAUCUAGUGUCUGCUGUGUGGAAGAUGGCAUUUCACACAGAAACACAAGGAUUGUUCUGGAUUAUGGUGGUAGUGAUAUUACACGUUGUUUUCAGUGGUUGCUUGCUAAAUCUGGAUUUAAUCCACAACACUUGAAACUCUCCGACACAGUUGACACAACAAUAUUGCAAGAGUUCAAGGAAACAUUUUGCCAUUUAGAUCAGCAACAAGAUGGCAUCUAUGAACAUUCCAUCCAAAUCAAGAAGCCACAAAGUUUGAUAAUUAAGUAUAGCUGUGUGAAGCUUGGAGAUGAGUGUAUUCUGGCCCCUCUCAGUCUCUUCUUUAUUGACAUGCUGUCUCUGCAGGGCUCUCAUUUGUGCCAUACUCAGCAGCGCUUUGAAGGGGAUUCUGAUGAUCCUCACGACGACUUCUACUUAUUACAAACGCAGAGUCAACAGCAACAGGCUGCUCGCUUGAAUGCAGCUCGGAAGAAAGAAAAUACUGAGGCCAGCCUCAACCAGCUGGACACAUCGUUCAACCAGUAUGAGGACACCAACCUAAGCCACCCGCAGCUAGUUGAUGAGGAUUCCUAUGAUGGCCCUGACAACUUCUCUGGCAGUGAUGCUUUCAAAGGAGAACGGAAAUUAGAAAUUGAAGAAGAGGAACCACAGGACUCAAGUCCUGAGUUACAAUUGAUGGGCUUGGAUCAAGCCAUUCUCCACAGUAUUAAUAAAUUAAGUAAUGAUGAAAUAAAGAAAAAAAUGUACAGCUGUAUCCUUGUAAUUGGUGGGGGCUUAAUGUUUCGAGGGGCACAAGCAUGGAUACAGCAUCGUUUAUGGUCUCAAUUGCCUACUCAGUUCCGUUACACUUUAGAAGCAAUGGAUAUCAUCACAAGAGCAAAGGAUAUGGACCCAACACUUACAUCAUGGAAAGGAGCAACUGUCCUCUCCUGCCUUGACACAACCCAGGAACUAUGGAUUCGACAGAAGGAAUGGCAAGAGUGGAGUGUACGCAUGUUAAGAGAGCGGGCUCCUUUUGUUUGGUAA
Messenger RNA from Acanthosepion pharaonis, 1764 nucleotides. NCBI's taxonomy places the organism in Eukaryota, Metazoa, Mollusca, Cephalopoda, Sepiida, Sepiidae. The record is from the annotation of a GenBank genome assembly.